CUUCGUAAACAAGCUCCUCCGCCGUUCUUCUCUCUGCAACUUCAAUGAGCAUCUUUCACCCCCCUCCUCCGCCGUCCUCCUCCUCCGCCGUGAAGUGGCUCAGCCUAGUCUCCGCCGUCUGGGUCCAAUCCAUCGCAGGCAACAACUACACCUUCUCCAACUACUCCGCCGCCCUCAAAUCCCUCAUGAACCUCUCCCAACUCCAACUCAACAAUCUCUCCGUCGCCAAAGACUUAGGCAAAGCCUUUGGCCUCCUUUCCGGCCUCGCCUCCGACCGCCUCCCCCCCUCCCUCCUCCUCCUCAUCGGCUCCCUCGAAGGCCUUAUCGGCUACGGCGGACAAUGGCUCGUCGUCAGCAAAACAAUCAACCCCCUCCCUUACUGGCAGAUAAGUAUUUUUAUGUGCAUGGGAGGGAAUAGUAGCACUUGGAUGAACACCGCCGUGCUCGUUACUUGCCUCAGAAACUUCCGGCGAAACAUAGGCUCUGUUUCCGGCGUUCUCAAAGGCUACGUCGCUCUCAGCACCGCCAUUUUCACCGAUCUCUGUUUCGCCCUUUUCUCCAAUGAUCCCUCUUCCUUUCUCGCCCUUCUCGCCGUCGUCCCCUUCGCCGUUUGCCUCAUUGCCAUUCUCUUCCUCCGUGAAACCCCCUUCGCCGUCGAUAAUGAAACAGAGGAUUCCCAAUACUUCUGGGUCCUCAACGCUAUCGCCGUCGCCGUCGCCGUCAGUCUCUUGGCCUUUGAUUCGAUCCCCAAUCCCACCUCAUCCCUAUCGAUAAUUUUCUCCAUUGUGUUAUUGAUUCUACUCGUUUCCCCUCUGGUAAUCCCAAUUCACUCAUUCCUCAAGAACAGGGGCCGGUCCGGUGCGGCUGUAGAGGCGUUGUUGGCGGCUGAGGAAGUGGUGGAGGUGGAGGGAAAUGGGAAUCCGGUGAUAGGAGAAGAUCACACGAUUGUGGAGGCGAUGAAGACGGUUGAAUUUUGGCUUCUGUUUGUGUCGUUUUUGUUUGGAGUGGGUACCGGAUUGGCAGUGAUGAACAACAUGGGUCAAAUCGGAUUGGCUCUUGGAUACGACGACGUUUCGAGCUUCAUCUCUUUGAUGAGCAUUUGGGGUUUUUUUGGUCGGAUUUUAUCGGGAUCGGCGUCGGAGUAUUUCAUCAAGAAAGCAGGAAUGGCAAGGCCACUGUGGAACGCAGCUUCUCAAAUUCUAAUGGCAAUUGGCUGCAUUCUCUUAGCCAUUGGCAUGUCAAGUUCCUUAUACAUCGGCUCGAUCAUUGUUGGUAUCUGUUACGGUGUUCGUCUCGCCAUCAGUGUCUCGAUCGCUUCUGAAACUUUCGGGCUCAAAGACUAUGGCAUGAUCUACAACGUUCUGAUCCUCAACCUCCCACUCGGUUCGUGCCUCUUCUCGGGGCUGCUGGCCGGGAUUCUCUACGACAUGGAGGCGACAAAGACCGAGGAGGGUGGGAAUACGUGCAUGGGAGCGCAUUGUUACAGGCUUGUGUUUGUGGUAAUGGCUUGUUCAUGUGUGGUUGGGCUUGGCGUGGACUUGCUUUUGUUCAUUAGAACUAAGAGAUUGUACUCCAAAAUAAGAGAUGGAAGGUGAUAGGUUACCAAGGCCACUUUAAACGCCCUAUUUAAAUAAAUAAGACCGCUAUUGCAUGCGUGUCAUGAUGGAUCCAAUCUGUUAUUAACGUACUAAAAUGCGAAAAAUUGUCUAUUAAAAAGUUCAUUUC
Cucurbita pepo subsp. pepo (vegetable marrow) is the source of this 1725-nucleotide messenger RNA. RefSeq names its product protein NUCLEAR FUSION DEFECTIVE 4. NCBI's taxonomy places the organism in Eukaryota, Viridiplantae, Streptophyta, Magnoliopsida, Cucurbitales, Cucurbitaceae. The record is from RefSeq and is a predicted model, not a curated record. Gene Ontology annotation, cellular component: membrane.